ACAACGGGACAGAAGACCGAAAUGACUCUGAAAACGAGACAGAACGAGACCGUGACGUUGACAAUGAAAGGGGACACAGGCAACCAGCGGCGGAAUCCGUCGACAAAUAAAUAAAAAAGUUGUCGAAGGAAGUCAGGGAAACGAAGAAGCUGAUUGAAGCCAAAUUUCGGCACUGGGACGAAAGCUUUUUAGCAUUAAGGCAUUUUUGCGAAGAAAGCUUUGGCCAGGUGAUGGCAAGUUUGGCUUCCAUCCGCGACUUCGUCGAGGAGCAGGAGGCUUCCGACUAUCCUGAAAAGCCUGCCUGUCUCCCCCUCAAAAAAAUACGAGACUUGGAGAUGUUUGAAAAUUUGACUGCGAAGGAGCAUCGCGAUGUCGUCACCUACCUUAGUCACCUAGGGGGUUCGGAUGCCAAUGUCUGUGCGAGCCUCAUGCUUAAGGAGGCGAUGCACGAGAGAUUGGCUCCGAAGGUGAACUACCAUGGUAGGCACCAGGGGACGUUUGCUUUAGAGCAAACCAAAUUUGUCAAGGUCCUUUACAAGGCAAUGGGUAAGACACUUCGACGUCCAUCGAUUCCGUUAACGGAAUUUUCAGCGGCGGUUACAUCUGCACUCCGUGCGGCAAAACAGCGCCGCCGGAAUAAGAAGAAUCGCCGCCAAAAUCCCGUCUUACCAGCCAUGGACCUUGACAACCCUGGUUAAAAUGGCGACUCGCGAUGUAUUAAAGUGCGUCCAAAAUAUAUAUGUGUGUGUAUAUAUAUAUAUGCAAUAGGUGAACGCACGACCUUCGCUUUAUAAUAUAUAGUUUGCGUUAAAUUUAUUAUUUAUAUGGACCCACCUCGAUACAGAGAGUAUGACACAAAAAGACUGUACAUAUGAUUAUGUAUGUGUAUAUAUGUCUAUAUGUAUUUAUAUUUAUUUAUUUCUCCUCUCUCGCGCUCUGUAAUUGUGUCUUUGUUACUCUCUCUGUCUCUCUCUCUCUCUCUGGGCAGUGACACAUAUUGUAUUUUUAUAUUUGGCAGUGAUACAUGUUAAUUAAGUUAGUCUAUUAUAAACGAUAUAUAAAUCUUAUCAAGAGACGCGGUAGCGGCUCGACGCCAAGUAUUAUAACAAAUACGAGAGCUACUUAUAACAAAUACGAUUAGGUUGGUUAAUGUUGCUUAAAAAGUACUUCAAACAUAGAAUCUUAGUUCUAAAUUUUUUACUGGAUUCGAUUAGAAUUUUAAUAAUUGGUGAUUUGUAAAUUCUGGAUAAACAUAGAUAUAUUGAAAAUGUGUAAUUCCCAAUAACGUGUAGAAUUCCAUACGCUUAUUCGAAAAUGAUAAGUACGUAAGAAAAAACCAACACAAGACCUAAAAAAACUGAAAAUUUCGAGCGAAAACAUUGAAAACAACGCUGAUGCAAUAUUCUAU
Venturia canescens is the source of this 1408-nucleotide messenger RNA. RefSeq lists its product as uncharacterized. The transcript is spliced from 4 exons. The record is from RefSeq and is a predicted model, not a curated record. Lineage: Eukaryota; Metazoa; Arthropoda; Insecta; Hymenoptera; Ichneumonidae. Bases 231 to 698 code for a protein of 155 amino acids.